Venturia canescens is the source of this 1962-nucleotide messenger RNA. RefSeq names its product endocuticle structural glycoprotein SgAbd-1-like. Lineage: Eukaryota; Metazoa; Arthropoda; Insecta; Hymenoptera; Ichneumonidae. The coding region runs from base 145 to 582 and encodes 145 amino acids. Gene Ontology annotation, cellular component: chitin-based extracellular matrix. Gene Ontology annotation, molecular function: structural constituent of chitin-based larval cuticle. The transcript has 3 exons. The record is from RefSeq and is a predicted model, not a curated record.
GGGCUCAUCCUCAGACCUAUACUAAACUCGAGACUCGGUCUUGUCUCAGUGUGUACCUUACGAGAGAAAGGCUGUUUUUUCGUUUUUGUUUUUUUCUCGUCUCAUUUUAGUUCGUUUUUUGGAGUAAAUCGACGAGGAUCCAUCAUGAAGAUCAUCAUUGCAGUAGUCUUCGGUCUCGUGACGAUAGCUCAGGCCCAGUUCAACAAAUUCAACCCUCAGUAUAAUCCUGACUAUUACGGUCGACGGUACGCCAUCCUUCGUCAAACUCAGGAUGCAGCUCCUGACGGAUCUUACGCUUACAGUUACGACACGGAGAAUGGGAUAUCCGUGGCGGAGCAGGGCUCGCCGAGGAAUCUCGGUGGACUUGGACAGGCGGAAGUCGUGAGGGGCCAAUACAGCUACACAGCACCUGACGGUACACCGAUUCAAGUUACUUACACCGCGGACGAGAAUGGUUUUCAAGCUGCUGGUGCUCAUCUACCAACGCCGCCGCCAAUUCCAGCCGCGAUUCAGCGAGCCUUGGCCUACAACGCCGCUCAUCCUGAGGAGGAUCAGUCGGGUCAGCCGUACAGGAGGUACUGAAUAAAGAUCGCGGACUCUGAGACGACCCCUUCCCACCAACAACACCAGACUGACUGAUAACUGUGCGAGCCGACAGGACGAUGGGACGAGCGGGGAAGCGCCAAUAAUUUUUAAAUUAAAAAAAUCCUUGAGAAAUUCAAAUCUCUUUGAAGUAGAAAAGCGAACUGUUAGAAGCGAGUUUAAUGAGAGAAAAAUUAUUUUUCAUCGUUGCCUUUUUCAAAACGUAAAUAUUCGUCGACGAAUUGAAUUCGCGUGAAAAAAUCAUGCUUCGAAUGUUAUUUUUGGCAAUGAGAAAUCCGGUGAGGGUUCAUUCGUUUGUGCACAAGAAUAACGAUUUUAUCAUUGUGUCUCGGCCGGGCAGACGUAACGCAGGACCACGAUUAUCUUUUUUUAUUCUAUUUACAGUGCCAGUUCCAUCCACCGAAACUCUGCUGGCACAGCGGAGUUUCGAGGAUUAUUUUAAGGAUAUCUACAACCACAGUCGCAAUACAAUUUUUUAAGUGACCAUAAGUUUCAAGCGUUUCGAUGUCUUAAUCAAUAAUUGCCUGUGGGGUAACACAAAUAAAGAAUUUUCCAAGUAAAAAACCAAGGAUUUCAAUGAUUCUCAUUUUUCGACGAAGCAAACAUUGGUCUCUGCUAAAUUCUAUCAUUCUUUAUUCUAAAACAUGUGCAAAGAAAUCGACGACUGAAAAAAUCUGAGCUCGCUUUGACUCGACGAAACGCGCGACUGUGAGCUUGAAGUAUCCUUAAAAAUCCUCAAAACAGCUUCUCUCAACACUACGCGAUAUUAUUUUCAUCGUUGAUAAAAAAUAAUUGCCUAUCUUUCUCUCUAAUGUCAUCGCGUAUGUUAAAUUACCUCUCUCUUUGUGCAUUACUCACUUUACAUCAUAUUUCUGAGAUUCCCACGCGAUACAUCCUCUCUCUCUCAUCCGCCUGCGCAUAAAGAAACACUUCACGAGCGUUCGUACACGCCUCUCCUUUCGUUAAAUUGCAUCGACAGGAUCAAAACAGGUGCGAAAAGUUGUGAAUUUUUCGUUCAAUCUCAUGAUUUAUAACGAAAAAUAAAAAUGCAAAAAAUAAAAUAAAAGGCAAAAACGAUUGGUUGACAGAGGCGUCGAUGGUGCGUGUAACAGAAUUACCGAUAUUUUUAUGCAACGAAUACGUGAAAUUUUCGUCCCUCAGGAAAAGUUCACGAUAUUUGAUAGAUCGAAUAGGCGCCCGAUCGAAAAGCUGUAUUAAUCAUAUAUAUUUAAAGGUUGUUACAUAAUCAAAUUUAUUCAUUUAUUCACAUACAAUUUCAUUGCCUUAUAAAUAUAAAUAAAUACGUAUAUAUUCCAUAUCACAAGUGUAAUGAUAAUAAAUUAACGAAUGAUCCAUAAA